UCAGUGGCGACUUCCUUUCCGCGACGCCUAGAGAGGCCAGGCGGGGGUCAGGAGUCCUCCCAGCCGUCCUUCCCUUUCUCUCGGGUGAAGAUGGCUGCGACACUGAUCCUGGAGCCCGCGGGCCGCUGCUGCUGGGACGAGCCGGUGCACAUCACCGUGCAAGGCCUGGCCCCCGAACAGCCGGUCACGCUGCGCGCGUCCCUGCGCGACGAGAAGGGCGCGCUCUUCCGCGCCCACGCGCGCUACCGCGCGGACGCCGAGGGCGAGCUGGACCUGGAGCGCGCGCCCGCGCUGGGCGGCAGCUUCGCGGGCCUGGAGCCCAUGGGGCUGAUCUGGGCCAUGGAGCCUGAUAAGCCGUUUUGGCGACUACUGAAAUGGGACGUGCAGACGCCCUUCGUGGUGGAGCUGGAGGUGCUGGACGGCCACAAGCCUGACGCUGGGCCUCUGCUGGCCCGCGCGCUGCACGAGCGCCACUUCAUGCCGCCCGGUGUGCGGCGGGUGCCGGUGCGGGAGGGCAGGGUGCGGGCCACGCUCUUCCUACCUCCAGGACCUGGGCCUUUUCCUGGGAUCAUCGACCUGUUUGGACUUGGAGGUGGCCUUCUGGAGUACCGAGCUAGUCUGCUGGCUGGCAAGGGUUUCGCUGUGAUGGCUCUGGCUUAUUAUAACUAUGAUGACCUUCCCCAGAGCGGAGACAUCUUUCACCUGGAGUACUUUGAAGAAGCUGUGAACUAUCUACUUCAUCACCCCCAGGUAAAGGGUCCAGGGAUUGGGCUGCUUGGGAAUUCCAAAGGGGGAGAACUUGGCCUUGCCAUAUCCUCUUUCCUGAAGGGCAUCACGGCUGCAGUCAUAAUCAAUGGCUCAGUGGCCGUUGUUGGGGCAACCAUACACUACAAGGAGGAGACGCUGCCCCCUGUGGGUAUCAUGAGAGAUCGACUCAAGAUGACCAAAGAUGGCAUCAAAGACAUUGUGGAAGCCCUGAAAAGUCCUUUGGAAGACCAGAAGAGCUUUAUUCCCGUGGAGAGGUCUGACACCACCUUCCUGUUCCUUGUGGGUCAGGAUGACCACAACUGGAAGAGCGAGUUCUAUGCGAAUGAGGCCUCUAAACGCCUGCAGGCCCAUGGGAAGGAGAAGCCCCAGAUCAUCUGCUACCCAGAAGCAGGGCACUACAUUGAGCCCCCUUACUGGCCCCUGUGCAGGGCUGCCCUGCAUAUCUUGGCAGGUGGUCCUAUCGUUUAUGGAGGGGAGCCCAGAGCUCAUGCCAUGGCCCAGCUGGAUGCAUGGAAGAGACUCCAGACUUUCUUUCAUAAACAUUUGGAAUGUGUUGAGGUGACCAUCCCGGCAAAACUGUAAUUUUCAUUUGCUCUCUCCUGAGAAUAGUUGCCACAGUUUGUGUGUCUGGAUCCUGCUUCCUUUUUAAUAAGUACUUAUAGUUUUUCCAAAAACACAUUUUUAUCAAUUGCAUCGCUUAUCAAUUUGGGAUUGGAGUCACUCUGCAGAAAACAGGAAACAUAAGAGGUAGAAAAAGCUUCCUUCUCACUCUUGCACACCAUGCAACUGACAAGGCUUUAGCUCUGAAAAUAAAAAUGAGUAACACUGAUGAACAGUGCUUGUGCAUAGUUGAGAGUUCAACAGUUGUUUGCUAAAUGACUGAUUAAUAAGUAAAUGAUUGGCUACUGUGUUAGAAAAGCAUAUACAGUGCCCUUCGUGUCUAUGGGUUCCGCUUUGUAGUUUCAACCAACUGCCAAUCGAAAAUAUUUUAGAAAAAAAUUGUGACUGUACUGAAUGUAUACAGAUGAGUUUAAUGUUAGUUUCCGUAAACAAUAUAGUUUAGAAACUACUGACCCAGGAUUUACAUUUUAUUCGGUGUUACAAGUACUCUAGAGGUGAUUUCAAAAUACACAGGAAGAUAUGUGUAGGUUAUAUGCAAAUACUACAUUAUUUUAUGUAAGGGAUUGAGCCUCUGAAGAUUUUGGUACCUGUAGGCAUCCUACCCAAUCUCCCACAGAUACCAAUGGAUGACUAUAAUACCAGAAAGAUUAUAAUGUCCCCUUUGAGUUUCUUCUUUUAGAAUGGAAGCAACACCUUAGCCAUAAACUAUUAGUUGGAUAUAAACUUAAUAAAAAUUUCCAAAUCAACUAUA
This is a messenger RNA of Ictidomys tridecemlineatus (thirteen-lined ground squirrel), 2140 nucleotides long. RefSeq names its product acyl-coenzyme A thioesterase 1. Gene Ontology annotation, molecular function: fatty acyl-CoA hydrolase activity. NCBI's taxonomy places the organism in Eukaryota, Metazoa, Chordata, Mammalia, Rodentia, Sciuridae. The record is from RefSeq and is a predicted model, not a curated record. Gene Ontology annotation, biological process: fatty acid metabolic process; acyl-CoA metabolic process.